Quercus robur (English oak) is the source of this 3068-nucleotide messenger RNA. RefSeq names its product MDIS1-interacting receptor like kinase 2-like. The transcript is spliced from 4 exons. Gene Ontology annotation, biological process: protein phosphorylation; hormone-mediated signaling pathway. Lineage: Eukaryota; Viridiplantae; Streptophyta; Magnoliopsida; Fagales; Fagaceae. Gene Ontology annotation, cellular component: plasma membrane. Gene Ontology annotation, molecular function: protein binding; ATP binding; protein kinase activity. The record is from RefSeq and is a predicted model, not a curated record. The coding region runs from base 150 to 2939 and encodes 929 amino acids.
AAAAAUGUAGCACAUUCGUCAAAUUGACUUACAGUCUUGGGUUGGUAAGGACUUUAUUUCAAUGAUUAAAGUGUGUUGAGUGAUGAAUAUAUAACAAUCAAACAUUUGCCCCUUUGCAACGCACUCAUCAAUCAAUCAUAAACUCUAACAUGGCUCCCUCUGUUUCCAUUUCUAUUCUAAUAGUAGCAUUAUGGGUUCUUUAUAUCUUGAUGCACUCCACAACUAUGGUUAUUGCAGCUGGCUCUGUGGCAGAAUCUAAUUCAUCAGCGCUUGAACUAGAAGCGAAGGCUCUCCUGAAGAGUGGGUGGUGGGAUUAUUACUCCUACGAUCAUUGCGAGUACUAUGGAAUCAUAUGCAAUAAUGGUGGAAGCGUCAUAGAGAUUAACAUGGUUAGGUUCCCUCUGCGAGCUGAGAUCAGUAAACUCAACAUCUCUUCCUUCCCAAAUUUAGUCCGUCUUGAUCUUUCUUAUAAUUGGCUUACGGGGAGCAUUUCAGUUGAGAUAGGCACCAUUUCAAAGCUCACCCACCUUGAUCUGUCCCAUAAUUCUCUCACAGGUAAGUUGCCUCCUUCAUUUGGAAACCUCACUCGAUUAGUGAAAUUUGACAUUUCUUCAAAUUCUAUCAAUGGUUCCAUUCCCAAAGAUUUGGGAAAUUUAACAAAUCUCACCCAUUUUAGUGCCCAAGGUAAUCCACUCAUCGGUGAGUUACCUCUUUCACUUGCAAACCUCACUAGAUUACAGGUAUUUGACAUUUCCUCUAAUCUAGUCAGUGGUUCCAUACCCAAUGGAUUAGGUAAUUUAAAGAAUCUUCUAGAAUUAAGAUUGAGAGAUAACAAAUUUACCGGAGCAAUCCCUUCUGCUCUUGGCCUUUUAACCAAUCUUUCCAUCUUGGAUUUGUCUUUUAAUAAAAUCAAUGGUUCUAUAGUGCCAGAAAUUGGAUUGCUAAAGAAUUUGUUGAAAUUGGACCUACAAAAAAACAAUCUCACUGGUCCAAUCCCUUUGUCUAUAGGUCAUUUAACUAGCUUGCAAGCUUUGUACCUUAGUGGGAACCAAAUUAGUGGUUCCAUCCCUGUGCACAUUUCUAAUUGCUCUUUACUAUACAUAAUAUUUAGCCACAACUACUUAACUGGAAGCAUUCCCUUUCUAAACAGUAGCCUUUCAUUUAGACGGAUUGACCUCAGUUAUAAUUCUAUUAGUGGAGGCGAAAUACCUCUUACGGGUAUAGGAUUUUUGGAUGUCAGCUACAAUAACUUCAAUGGCUCCUUUCCUAACUUAAUAGUUGAUAAUAUGGAGCAUCUGUAUUACUUCAACCUUAGCAAUAACAAAAUUGUCGGUCAUGUUCCUUCGAUUAUAGGUCAAUUAACUUACUUGGAAACGUUGUCCCUUAGUUGGAACCAAAUCAGUGGCGCCAUCCCCAAAGAAAUAGCUGAUUGCAAGAGUUUGAGUGAAUUGGAAUUGAGCCAUAACCAUUUAACUGGAAGCAUUCCAUCUCAAAUUAGUGACCUUCAGUUUUUAAAUGCUAUUGACCAAAGUUAUAAUACUAUCAGUGGGGAAAUUCCUUUUAAACAAGGGGAUUCACAACCUUUAGAGUUCUUGGAUCUCAGUUGCAAUAAUCUUACUGGAAAUAUUCCGGAUCUUUCAGCUUCAAUAAAAGAAGUGAACUUUUCCCACAAUUCUUUCCAUGGUCAGAUCCCAGAUGGCUACUUAAAUUAUGCACCUUCAACCUUCAUUGGCAACAAAGAUUUAUGUGGUGAUGUCAAAGGCUUCCCUCCUUGCUUGCCAUCUUCCCCAAGCAAAAGUAGAUCCAUUGUCCAUCAAAUAAAAUUUUUUGUUCCCUUAAUUGCUUUCACUAUGUUUUUACUUCUUGGGUAUUUUUUCCGCUCUCAAUGUCGAGUUAGGAAAAUGUCAUCUGAGUCAAGGGAAACAAAGAAUGGGGAUUUGUUCUCAAUAUGGAAUUAUGAUGGAAAAAUUGCAUAUGAAGACAUCAUUGAAGCAACAGAGGACUUUGACAUUAGAUAUUGUAUUGGAACAGGUGGUUAUGGUAGUGUUUACAAAGCACAGUUGCCUAAUGGUAAAGUGGUUGCCUUAAAGAAACUUCAUCGCCUAGAGGCUGAGGACCCAAAUUUUGACAAGAGUUUCAGAAAUGAGGUCAAAAUUUUAACGGAAAUCCGACAUCGGAAUAUUGUGAAAUUGCACGGUUAUUGUUUGCACAAACGAUGCAUGUUUUUGGUCUAUGAGUAUAUGGAAAGGGGAAGUCUAUUUUGUGUCCUACGCAACAAUGCUGAGGCUGUAGAAUUGGAUUGGAUGAAGAGGGUGAACAUAAUCAAAAGUAUAGCACAUGCCUUAUCUUAUAUGCAUCAUGAAAGUGUCCCAGUAAUUGUUCAUCGAGAUAUAUCAAGCAACAAUAUUCUAUUGAACUCUGAGUUAGAGGCAUUUGUGUCAGAUUUUGGCACGGCUAGACUUCUUGAUUCAGAAACCUCCAAUCAAACUUUAAUUGCUGGGACUUACGGUUAUAUUGCUCCAGAAUUGGCCUAUACUAUGAAGGUGACUGAAAAAAGUGAUGUUUAUAGCUUUGGAGUGGUGGCAUUAGAAAUAUUAAUGGGAAGGCAUCCAGGCGAAUUGUUGACAUCAUUAUCUUCAUCUCAAAGUGUGAUGCUAAAUGAAAUAUUAGACAAGCGUCUCCCACCUCCAAAUCGUUUGGUUGCACAGGAUGUUUUUCUUGUUGCUGCAAUUUCAUUUGCUUGCUUACGUGCUAAACCAAAGUCUAGGCCGACAAUGAAAUCAGUGUCUCAAGAAUUUCUUUGUCAUAAGAAACCAAUAAUGAACCCCUUACAUGCAGUUUCAGUAUGGCAGCUAAGAAACCAAGAAUCUUAUAUGUUUGGAGAGAGUGAAACCCAUUCUGAAAGUCCUUGUUUUCUGGUUGAGAAAGAUAAUGUUUGAUGAGAUUCUUCAAAAAAAUUGUUGUGUAUUACAAUAACAAUAGCUUAAAAAUCCUGUUUGUAAGUUGUAAUUGUUGUUCUUUAUGAUCUGUAACCUGUAUUUUGUAAUAUGAAAUUUAAGUCUUCGCCA